UUUUUUUUUUUUUUACAGUACGUCCACACGCCCGCCCGACAACACUGUACAUCCAAGCAGCAAUUCCCCAAACAUCUGCGGACGCUUUUCUGGAGGGAGAUGGCUGUUUUCCGGCUGUCGUUGCUGCUGCAAGUGGGAUUUGUGAUCGGAUCAAAUCAUAAAUACGCGGAAUGGUCAACACAUGGGAAAGAAAUCAGAGCACAGGAGGCGAUUUACGGCGCUCAGACGCACCGUCGGCAGCUGGCGCAUCUCCGUGCGCCUCAACAUCCACCCGGGGAGUCGGUAGAGCUGUCGCAGAAAAUAGAGGAGCAUCUCCCUAGAGUGGUCACGGCUUUCCUACACACGGGGGACUCGACCACCUUAAAGCACGCCAACUGCUCACGGAGGUACGAGCUCACCUCUCUGCGGGGAAGGUCACACGCCACCCCGCAUCACUCCAUGACCAGCGUGCUGGAUACGGUGUUGCACGCCACAAACUUCCUCAACAUGAUCUUGCAAGCCAACAGGUCCAGGGAGCAAAGUGUCCGGCGAGACAUUGAGUGGUACCAUGCCCUGGUCAGGAGCAUCCUGGAGGGAGACGCAAAGAUCCACCGGGCUGUAGUCACUUUUAACGGGGAUUCGUCCCUGGUUGGGCCCUUGGUGCUUCUCCAAGCCACCAGGGCCGGUGGAGAGAUCGUCCUCCAAGACCUCUCCAGUGUGGCCCACCACCAUCUGCACAACCGCACGGCAGACACAGACUGGUACCACGAAGUCCGAGACAGGAAGAAGCCCAGUUUUCACAAGAGGGUGCUGAGUCAAGAUUUUACAUCAGUUGACAAUUCUUUAAAGAGGGGUGAGAGUUUCAUCCCAGACAAGACCCACGUGAAAUGGUCUGCGCCGUACCUGGAGUGUGAGAAUGGGAAUUUUGUUCCCCGUUGGCUUUUGACUUUAUCAGCUGCUUUCUAUGGCCUGAAGCCCAACCUGGCGCCAGAAUUCAGGGGUGUGGUACGAGUGGACAUUAAUCUGCAGGAUGUUGAUAUCGACCAGUGCUCCACUGACGGCUGGUUUGCAGGAACCCAUCGAUGCAACCUGACCACUAUGGAGUGCUUGCCGAUUCGUGGUCACGGAUUUGUUUUGGACAAGUACCAGUGUCACUGCAAGAAGGGAUUUUACCAUCCAAACAGGGUCGCUGUCAAUGGCUUCACAAGGAUGGGUAAAAAGGGGAAAAUGGUGGACAGUGGUCCCAACGCAGAUGAGGGGUCUUCCAGUGACUGCCUGCCGUGUCAGCAGGGCUGCACCUACUGUAAGGAUGAUACCCCCUGUGUGGCACGGGAAGACGGCGCCCUCCGCCUGGCCGUGCUCUCAUUCCAGUGCCUCUGCAUGCUGAUUGUCUUCAUCAGCAUGGUGCUCAUCUACCACUUCCGACGGAAUAAGAGUAUCAGAGCAUCAGGUUUAGUCCUGCUGGAGGCCAUCCUGUGUGGAGCUCUGCUUCUUUACUUCCCGGUUGGGAUUCUCUAUUUCCAGCCGAGCGUGUUUCGCUGCAUCCUGCUGCGAUGGGUUCGAAUGCUGGGCUUCGCCACAGUCUACGGGACGCUGAGUCUUAAAUUGUAUAGGGUGCUGAAGGUAUUCCUGUCCCGUACAGCCCAGAGGAUCCCCUAUAUGACCAGCUGGCGAGUGUUGCGUCUGCUGGGCAUCAUCCUGCUGAUCGUCCUCUGGUUCCUUGUGGCUUGGACAUCUGCCGUCUGUCAGAACCCAGACAGAAAGUUGGCUCUCAUCGAUGUGGGCUACACCCCCGAUGGGCUGCAGUUCAGCAUGUGCCUGCUGGAUCGCUGGGACUACAUGAUGGCUGUUGCUGAGUUCCUCUUCCUGCUUUGGGCUGUGUACCUGUGUUACGCUGUGAGGACGGUGCCGUCGGCCUUUCACGAACCUCGCUACAUGGCGAUCGCUGUUCACAAUGAGCUUGUACUGUCAGCGAUAUUUUAUGUCAUCAGGUUCACUCUUGCUCCUGAGCUGCAUCCAGACUGGAUGCUACUACUCUUCUUCACCCACACCCACUUAACAGUGACAGUCACACUGGGACUACUGCUAAUCCCUAAGUUCUUGUUUGCUGGCACCCACAUGAGAGAUGAUAUAGCGUCUGAGGCCUAUGAGGAUGAGUUGGACAUGGGUCGCUCUGGGUCGUAUCUUAACAGCAGCAUCACAUCAGCAUGGAGCGAACACAGUCUGGACCCUGAGGACAUCAGGGAAGAGCUGAAAAAACUCUACUCCCAGUUAGAGAUUUACAAGAGAAAGAAGAUGCUGGCUAACAACCCUCAUCUCCAGAAGAAACGGAGCUCUAAGAAAGGGUUGGGUCGUUCACUGAUGAGGCGCAUCACAGAAAUUCCUGAAUCGGUACAUCGGCAAUGCAGCCGCGAAGACAAAGAGGCUGGGGAACACGGGAGCAAUCGCAACAGCAUCUGCAUGUUGAAGAAGAAUCCUUUUGACCCAUCACACCAAGGGAAGCCAGCAAAGGAGGAGACACUCAAGAAUAAUGUUUUCUCCUUGAAGAAGUCCCACAGCAGCUAUGAUCACGUCCGUGACCAGAGUGAAGACUCCAACAGCUCUGCAACAGAUAAGAUCGAGGUGACGACGGCUGAAGGGUCCCUCCUGGACACACUCAUGGGAAAGAAGCUGGUCAAAAGAAAGUCCAAUGAAAAUAAUGCCCCAAGUGAAUCCACUGAGUCAGUUCCUUUGGUAUGCAAGUCAGCAAGCGCACAUAACCUCACUGCAGACAAGAAACCGAUUCACCCCAGAGCCUCCAUGCUUCAGAAGUCCCUCAGUGUCAUCGCCAGUGCCAAAGAGAAGACUUUAGGCUUGACAGGAAAGACCCAGAGCACGGACGACAGCAAUAAGAAGAGUCAGCCAAAGAGUAAAGACGCAAAGGCCAGUGUAGAAUCAGAGAGUGAAAGCCAACCGAAGAUGAUCAUUAGCCAGUCAGUUGAGUACAAACAGAGCACGGCAAAAGGCGGGAUCAUCAAACCACAGGUGAGUGGAAGCCAACCUGCAAUUCCUUCUGAUCCAGUCAAGGGAAAGGAUCUUUAUGAUCUCUCUGAGGUAUGUCCCUGGGAAGUGGAGGAUAUUCCCACUCCUUCAGAAAACAAGGUCCAGAAGCAUGUAUCCAUAGCACCAAAGGAAACCACAACAGUUCACGGAGGUGGCACAAAGGCGAGCAAAUCUCAGCAGAAGAAAAAAGGUUCAGAUCAGUCUGCAUCAAGUGUCAGCCAUUCGAAAGAAACUCAGAGAACAUCUGCAGUUCGAGCAGAAGUGUGUCCAUGGGAGGAGACGAGUGAGAGUCCAACUGGUCAAGUAGACGCAUCAAAGCAACAAAUAUCCAGUCCAACCAGUCAACUUUCUAAGAUACAACAGCCUCCUUUAACAGCAGAGAGCUCCAAAACACAUCGGGCAGAGGUUUGUCCGUGGGACUUUGAAGAUUCACAAAAGACUGCAGAGCUCACAAGCUCAACAGAUACAACAAAAAAAUUAAAAGGCACUUCUCCGGUGGAUGGGAAAGGAAAAAAUACCCUUUCAGAUACAUCCAAAGUAAGGGGCUCCCUUCAACUACCAACCGCAAAAGUUGAUGUUUGUCCUUGGGAUUAUGACAGCACUGCCAUAUCUCCAAAUUCAGAGAGAACACCUAGUCCAUCUCAAGUAUCCAAAAGCAAGGAAUCCCCUUCAAAAAAGAAGGGGACCCUUUCAACAAGAACAGUUGAGAAAGAGAAAUCAAAAGACGCUGAUGAAGAGAAAAACAGAACAAAAGCUAAGGACAAGAUUAAAUCUUCAGAGAAACACAUGAGCCAGCAAAAAAUGGUUGAGGUAUGCCCCUGGGAUGUAGAGGGUCAACAGGAGGUGCCCGUGGUAGAAAAAAGGAAAAGCACUAAUGUUGGAGCAGCCAAAGGAAAGCAGGCUGAAGUCUGUCCGUGGGACUUUGAGGAUACAUCAGAUAAAAAAGGCACAGACAAAAGUCCUUCUGUGGUGAAACAGAGUAAUCCAAAUCCUAAAGCUGGGGUUGUAAGUGCUGCAAAAAAGGCAGAUGUUUGUCCCUGGGACUUCGAGGAUAGCACAUCAAGCAAGAAGGCAUGACACUCAACCUUAACGGACCAAUGAAAUUAUAGUUAUUGACGUAUGCUUUUUUUCCACUUUGAAACCCUCAAAUAUUACCUUUUACUAUUAGUACGGUGACUUGGAAGAAAAAUCGAUCAAGUUCCACAAGUUGCCUUCCUUUCUGAGGUUUUGUUCCUGUUUUACCUGUUUUGAAAAUACAUUCUAUGUACAAAAACAUGAUGAGCAUUCCAGAUUAUUACAGGAAAAGUUAAAUCUUAGACUAAUUAUGCAACUUUUAAUUCGCCUUGUCACUUCAUGAGCAAUGUUAAUCUGCAUUUAUCACAUUAUAUGCAGCCAACAGUUAUUACAUUUUAUUUUUUUCUGUAUCAACAUCAUCACUUCUUGGAAAUAGGGGCAUGAUAAUAAUGGAUGUAUAGUAAAAUAUAUCACGUAUAGGAGGAAGAAUUAUGGAUGGAAAGGUUGAACUGCAAAAUAGGUGAAAGCCAAAGAAUGAUGUUAAGUCUCAAGGCUGUAAUUUAUUAGUUUGUGUCUGAAUCUUGGCACAGACGUGAAGAGGAUAUCAGUCUAUUGCACUUUAGCCAGCUCCAUAAAUUAAGAUCAGGACAAAUUCUGGUCUUCUUGUACAUUUUGUCUUCUUAGUUUACACCUCAUGGCAUGAUAUCAAAAAGCGCAUCACAUAUUGUCUAAACUUAGACGUUUUCUUAUUUAUUUUCUAUAUUUUUAGAUCUAUUUAAUUGUAGUUCUUGGCAGAUUAAAAGGCUUCCAAGUCUGCAGAGAUGUACUGUAUGUGCCUAACUAACUAGCGUUGUCUUGUAUUAGUCUGAAGUGAAGCUAUUGCUUCCUUCAGCAUUUUGUGACGGUGAAAUAUAUAAACAGCAUGCACAGCCAGAGUAGAUGGACCCUAAAAAUUUGUCAACUAAAACAGUUAACGUGUUGACAGAUGUUAAUGUUGUUUUUAGUUUCCUUUCUUAAUGCCAGAGGCACUGACCUUCCAGCUAUCAUAUAUACAAUACAGCUCAUUCAGGGUGGCAAAGAUUCAGUAAGAGCCACAUUAACAUAAAUGCGUACGAAAAACAGCUCUUACUUUAUGAACACAAGUAAAAGUGAGGAUAGAGACAUACUGAGGCACUAGGCUACUAAGGAAAUACUGAGGAAAUAAUUUGCAUCAGCUUUGUUUAAGAAUCCAGCAUGGAUCUUUGUGCUGACUUGCAUUAAUUGUUCGUUUGUGUACUUGUAUGUGUGUGUCUGGUAGUGCUUUCCCUCCUAUUUCCUUCGUUACAUUCCCAAUGUCUCAGUAAAAACAAAGAUGGUAAAAGGUGAGCAGGUUACCACGAACUGAUACAACCUGCUGUAUAAGGGAUAAUUAGUUGUCUUUUAGCUUUGGCCUUCGUUCUUAUUAACAACUGUACAAUGUAGCAACAAACUGUUGCUUUGAAAACUGGGUGGUAUCACUGCAAAGCAAAAAGAACAAGCUGUCAAACAGUCGUACAUACAUAUAUAAACUUUAAGGAAGAGGAAACAGGAAGUGGUCAGACUUAUCCUGUCCAGUAACAUCUGCAGCUUUAGGGUUUAGGAUCAGAUCCUUCUUUUUCUUCACUUUGCAUGUUCAUUAAUUGAACUUACUAGUUUGUUUUGGAAUCUUACUCAGACUGACAUAACGUUCCUACAAUACAGCAACUAUCAACCCAAUUCCAGCCUGAUGACGUAGGACGUUGGUUUGAAUCAGGAACAAAAUGGCAUUGGGCACAACAGGCAUUUUAUCUUGUUAUACGUGAUCUAGUUGACGACUGACACUGCAUUCACGAAAGACAUGUUAGCAUGUUUGACUUCUCCACAACAGGUUUAACAGGGUGUAAAACAUAUCUACCUUCAUUUACUUCUAAUUCUUUUAUCUGUAGAAAAGUCUCGUAGUUCUGUCCUGACUUGGAAACUGACCUCAAAGCAUCGGCGUAAGUCCUUUGUAUCAUGGAAAUAUCACAGUGAACACCAAUGUAAGUUCAGGGGCUACGAACUGCAUCUACACCUUUUAAAAUACACCAAUAUGAUGUAAAAUAAUAACAGACAGGCCGUAUCUGAGAUGAGAAAACACUUCAGCACAUCUGAAAUCCAACACUUCCAUUCUUACCUUUCACCAUAAAGUCCGUAGACAUGGACUUUAAUUUUCCUCCUCAAGAGUCGCUAGCAUCUCAAAAUUUAUUACAGUUGCUGGAUCGGAAAAACUGAUGAAAUGAUUAUGACUGAAAUAAAUAACAACAGCCUAAGCCAGUUCUGUUUUCCACUACUCAGUGUGAAAUCUGUUCCACGAAUGUAAUUUUUAUUGACACUGCAACUGGUAAAAGUUUUACACUGUCAGGAAAAUAUGCAAAAAUCUGCUGAAAUUUGGUCAGUUUGUUGGUUUUCUGUCCUGCAUCCACCUCAUCCGUGUCUUUUUGUGUCAAAAAAUAUCUAUGUCUACAUUUUCUUAUUAUCUAUGGGAAGUUCCUAUCACUAACCCCACUUAUGAAGACAGGUUUGGUUGAAAUGGUUGUGAAUAACUGGCACCUGAGAACUAUUUUGAACAAUUUAGUCAUUUCACCCCUAAAUCAGACUACAUUAGAGUAUGUGACUAAACUACUACUUUGUUUACAGUGUGCAGGACUAUUUGACUGCUUGUUUUUCUCACUUCAUGUGAUUUGUUUUGUAGGGAUUUCACCAUGUUUCCAGAUAUCUAAUACAUUAAAUAUUCUAUACUUUGGAGAGUAGAUCCUAACCAAUAUUAACAAAGACCAAAAUUGCUAAAAUAAAUUCCAGGUUGUAUUAAAUUAUCCUUUAAAACUUCAGUAACUAAAAAAGCUUUUACUGCCAUCAUUUUUUAUGUUUUUGUAAUGCGUAAACAGUAGUGCAAGGCAUGUGUUUCCUAGUUUUUUGCAAUGUAGACUAACGCCCAGUUGAUUAAUGACACUAAUCAUGUUAGAAUUAGACUUAGCAACGUGGUAAUGAUUUAAUAAUCUUACUAAACCUUUUGAAGGUUUUGAUUUGUUCAGUGUUUUGUAUCAAAAUGUCUAAAUACUCAUCAUACACUAACCGUCCUGGGAUUAAAACACAAAAACAAGUUUCCGGCUUUUACUAAAUAAUAAAUGUCCAGCAGCUGACAAUAAUUGCAGUCAUGUGGGAAAAACUAUGUAUCAAUAUAGCAUCUGCUUUCCGGUAUCUUGUGAGAUAAACAUGGUAUCACUGAAUGUUGUCACUGAUUGUAAUUAUCUGUAAUUGCUGUCAAACUCCUCAUGACAAAACGUCCACGUCUCUGUAGGAGACCUGACUAAUUGUGAUUAAAAUCAGUGCUUGUCGGUGAGAAUUUUACUAUGUCCUGCAUUUGAUUCAACCGCAAUGUUUCUCCGGUGCAGAUGAUCCUUAAAAAAAAAAAAAAAAAAAAAAAAAAAAACAGUCUGUCAUCUGGUUUUGUUUAACAUGCCAACAUGAUUUUAUCAGCGAGACUCCAUAAACAUGAUUUAGUGACGCUGUGUCUUAUAUCUGCCCCUCCGACUGAGAAAUUGCCUCCACCGUUGACCUGUGGGGCUCGUCGGAAAUAUUUCACAGGCGGGGUGUUUGCCUUACAGCGCCAGCUUUGUCAUCACCUCUGCUUUAUAAGCUCCUUUAGGAAUGGUGUCAGAGAAGAACCGUCACCGUGCGCGGGUUGAUUAUAAAGCUUUGAUGGAUCUAUAUGAUAUUUAUGAGGCAGAUGUUCGGCCUCAUCCAUCAUAUGCACCGCUGUAGCAGAUGCAGGCCCUCAUUAUAGGAGGAUUCCUGGCUGCUGGUGUAACGACAACAGGUAAAUCCUUGUUUUUUUAAGUCAUG
Molecule: messenger RNA, 7914 nt
Organism: Sphaeramia orbicularis (orbiculate cardinalfish)
Lineage: Eukaryota; Metazoa; Chordata; Actinopteri; Kurtiformes; Apogonidae
Product: probable G-protein coupled receptor 158
Biological process (GO): G protein-coupled receptor signaling pathway
Cellular component (GO): membrane
Molecular function (GO): G protein-coupled receptor activity
Source: RefSeq, a predicted model, not a curated record